Molecule: messenger RNA, 1611 nt
Organism: Marchantia polymorpha subsp. ruderalis
Lineage: Eukaryota; Viridiplantae; Streptophyta; Marchantiopsida; Marchantiales; Marchantiaceae
Source: the annotation of a GenBank genome assembly
UCCAUAUCACAGAUCUAGCAUUAAGGAUCAUUUGGGAGGGGGGCGACCUUCCGUUUUGUUGUCUUACAGCUUCGGCUUACGAGGGCUUGCUGGUUCAGUUUCUCAUAUAAGAGAAAUGACAACAAUGAUCAUGAAAGGAUCCGGAGUGGGUUUCGUUGCCACUCUGUUCGCAUCGAUUCUGUUGAUUUUGAACAAUGGUGAGCUUACGAAGGCUUACGAUCCUUAUGCUGUGGCAACCACCUCAUGGAUGUCAGCUAAAGCAACCUUCUACGGAGGACAGGACGCUUCGGGCACUAUGAACGGAGGAUGCGGUUAUGCUAACCCAUUCACUCUGGGCUACGGGGCUCAGACUGCAGCUCUGAGCAAUGCCCUGUUCAACAAAGGAUUGACUUGUGGAGCUUGCUUCGAAAUCAAGUGCGCAAUCACCGCAACAGCCUACGCCAAGCAGUGGUGCUAUGCGAACAGUCCUUCCAUCUACAUUACCGCUACCAACUUGUGCCCACAAGGUUCUUAUGGGGGCUGGUGUAAUGGAGCAAACCUGCAUUUUGAUCUGGCAUACGCGGCUUUCACUAAGCUCGCCAGGGAAAAUGCAGGUGUCAUCCCCGUCAAUUACCGCAGGACGCCAUGCAAAAAGUCUGGAGGAAUUAAGUUCCAGCUGAACGGAAACACUUACUGGAAUUUGGUUCUGAUCUACAACGUCGGAGGCGGAGGAAACGUCGCUGCUGCGGCGAUCAAGGGAUCCAGAUCCAACUUCUAUACCAUGAACCAGAACUGGGGCAUGAACUGGGAGUCUUACUCCAACCUGGUGGGUCAGGCUCUGACCUUCAAAAUCACGCUGGGCAACGGCAGAAGUGCGACUUUCUACAACGUCGCGCCUGCAGGCUGGCGGUUUGGACAAACUUACCAGGCGGCAUACAACUUCUAAGCAACCGAACAUUAAUACAUGAAUGAUUGAUUGAUUGAUUGAUUGAUUAUGACAGGUAGCUAAAUAGGUUCGAGCAAUCUGGAGAGGCGUGUAACAUGUAUGUCAUCUGGACAUUAGUUCACUUUCACCUGCGCCCACAGUUUGCACGAGUUAGCAACAUAGCUUUAGCAUUUAGCGUCCCAUAGCUUCUCAGCUGACAGCGCAGUCCGAUAGCAGAAUCUGGAGCUUGUGUUCCAUCAGAUAGUCUAGCUCAUCUUUCUGUCGUCUAUUUGAUGAAUGUAGAUCCCAUCAGUCAAGAGGUGUGAGAUGAUUAAAAUGUUUUGAAACCCCAUGGCCGCUGGCAGGUCAAUUGCAAUUGUAGAGCAGCUCAUGAGCGGCCCCGGAGUUUCUAGAACUCCGAGGUCACCUUUCUCCUCUUCCAAUGCGCGUGCCUGCGAGCAGUGCAGGACUUGAGAAGGUACAUGCUCGUGGCGGAAGAAUAAGACAGUGCUCGAUAGGAGCAUGGAUCCAUUUUAGUCUGAUAAGAUAUUGUUGAUUAGGCAGAGCUAAUGAGGCUUUACAGAAGAGGUCACGGCCCCAAGAGGCCUCCCGCUGCGAAAAGUCCAAGCAGUUGCUCGAACAUGGUCCCGUCGAGACCAUCCUUUCUUCUAUCUUUCAGAAAUGAAUAAAACAUCUGCCAGUCGGCC